AUGGCCGCCAUUGGUGCCGAACUAUUUUGUGUCUGUCUGGUCACCUGUUAUUCGGAAGGAGCCGAAGGGAUCAAGAAGACCCUCGACAGUAUCUCGGCAGCCGACUAUUUGGAUGCACGCAAACUGCUCUUUGUCGUCUGUGAUGGGAUGAUCACCGGGCACAGAGAGAAAAUCUUGACGCCUGACGUCUGUGUCGGCUUCUUGGACGCCGACCCUCUCUUUGGUGAUCCCAUGCCCAUGAGUUACAGGGCCGUCGCUGCCGGCGCUAAGGAACAUAAUCAAGCCAUGAUCUAUGCCGGUCAUUAUACUCAAGUUGAAGGUAGACGGACACCAAUGAUAGUGAUUGUUAAAUGUGGAACAGCAGAAGAAGGAAAGAUAGAGAAGAAGCCAGGCAACCGAGGAAAACGAGAUUCGCAGAUGAUCCUGAUGAAUUUUUUCUCGAGGGUGACCUAUAACGACCGAAUGUCGCCGUUAGACUACGAUUUGUUUAGGAAGAUCCAAGUUCUGAUGGGAGUGACGCCGGAUUUUUUCGAGGUUUGUUUGAUGGUGGAUGCGGAUACGACGGUGAUGAAAGAUUCGAUAGGCCAUCUAGUGAAUUGCAUGCAACAUGACCCAUUGAUCAUGGGAGUAUGCGGGGAGACGCGGAUCACGAACAAGCGACAAUCCUGGGUGACGGCGAUCCAAGUGUUUGAGUACUACAUCUCGCACCAUCUCGCGAAGGCGUUCGAGUCGGUUUUUGGCGGGGUGACCUGUUUGCCGGGCUGUUUCUCGAUGUAUCGGCUCAAGGCGCAACGGAUGAACGACGGGGAUUGGGUGCCCAUCCUUGCCCAGCCCGAGAUCUGUCGCGAAUACUCCCAGUCUAUCGUCACCACUCUUCAUCAGAAAAACUUGCUCCUCCUAGGAGAGGACCGCUUCCUGACUACCCUCAUGAUCUUCCCCGCCCGAAAGAUGAUGUUCUGUCCUCAGGCUAAAUGUCGCACUCUUGUCCCAGACGAAUUCGCCGUCCUGGUCUCCCAACGCAGACGCUGGAUUAACUCGACCAUCCAUAACUUGAUGGAACUAGUCAGAGUACCUAAUCUCUGUGGAACCUUCUGUUUCUCGAUGCAAUUCGUCGUCUUUAUGGAGCUUAUGGGCACCAUCGUCUUGCCCAUCGCCAUCACCCUCACUUACUCGCUCAUCAUCAACUCCAUCCUCCAUCCGCCUAAAAACUUCUCCGACGCUAUCCCGCUCAUCCUCCUCGCCGCGAUCCUCGGCUUGCCCGCUAUCCUCAUCCUGGCUACCUCGAGAAAGGUCUCUUAUGUGUUUUGGAUGCUCAUCUAUCUGAUUGCUCUUCCUGUCUGGAACUUCGUCCUGCCUCUCUAUGCUUUCUGGCAUUUUGAUGAUUUCUCGUGGGGUGAGACGAGAAAGAUUCAAGGCGAGGCGAAAAGUCAAGGUCACGAUGAGGGAUCCAAGACGACAUUCGAUGCGAAUACGAUCCAACAUCGAAGGUGGAACCCCUCCCGGCGAGGUGGUACACAGACCAGCUCGUCGGAAGGGAUUCCUUCCGACGAGCUGGUUUAA
Messenger RNA from Puccinia graminis f. sp. tritici CRL 75-36-700-3, 1560 nucleotides. Its product is annotated as chitin synthase. The record is from RefSeq and is a predicted model, not a curated record. Bases 1 to 1560 code for a protein of 519 amino acids. Lineage: Eukaryota; Fungi; Basidiomycota; Pucciniomycetes; Pucciniales; Pucciniaceae. Gene Ontology annotation, cellular component: cell septum; cell periphery. The transcript is spliced from 3 exons. Gene Ontology annotation, molecular function: chitin synthase activity.